AUGCUUCUGAGCCUCACCUCACUGGAAACCUUUCUCUAUCUCCUCGACUACACAAUUCUAAGACGACUUCACCUCCUAUGCCUCGCCAAGGCUCAACUCUCAGGAUUCCAUCUUCUAUCCUUGUCGGUCUCUUUGCAUCUUAAUGCGAUCCAGAACAUAUUCAAUGCAAAGUACAUCUCCAACGUCACCUGGAUCUGCGAGGGACUAGAGGUCUUCCGGUGCCAGAUUGUUGGUCUACAGCGGUUGAACCAGUGCGGACAUUCAAUCUUCAGCUACAUCGCCGAGUCUGGACUGGUAGAAGAAGAGUGCUCCAAGGAGGAGCAAAGCGUCCCGGAGGAAGUUCAGGCAUGCAAGCACUUGCACGAGGCUGUCUACGGCCAGCUGAUCCUGGAUCUGGGAUACGAGUACCCUCAUAUCAGCAUCUACUGGAAACAAUACACCGUUGGCGGGAAUGAGUACCGCGACUUUGGCGAAGUGAUUAGAAACAUUUUGCACUUGACCUUGGCUUCGGGUCUGGACCGGCUGUCGACUCUAAAGAACCUGCAAGUGUUUGAGUUUGAGGGUGCAGACCUGCCUGAAUUGGAAUGCAUUUCCGAGCACUGGCCAAUGCUGAGAGUUAAGCGUGGACUCUAG
Molecule: messenger RNA, 633 nt
Organism: Linnemannia hyalina
Lineage: Eukaryota; Fungi; Mortierellomycota; Mortierellomycetes; Mortierellales; Mortierellaceae
Source: the annotation of a GenBank genome assembly